UUGAACACCAGAAAUCAAGAAAAGAAAAUGGGAACCAGUGGAAUAUGGUCACAACUAGGUUCACUUAUGGCAAGCGUCAUGUUUGUGUAUGCCAUGUAUGAGCAAUUCUUCCCUCACCACCUUCGCAUCUAUCUGAAGAAAUACACAAAAAAAUUCUCAAGCCUCAUGUACCCUUACAUCCAAAUAACCUUCCCCGAGUUCUCAGGUGAAAGACUCAAGAGAAGUGAAGCAUACACAGCCAUCAAAACCUACCUCAGUGCAAACUCAUCUCAAAGAGCCAAAAGGCUCAAAGCUGAAGUCGUGAAAGAUAGCCAAAACCCAAUAGUUCUCACCAUGGACGACAAUGAAGAGAUCAUAGAUGAGUUCCAAGGUGUCAAAGUGUGGUGGAGUGCAAACUACAAAAUGCCCAGCUCUCAGACAAUUUCAUGGUACCCUUCUUCAGAUGAGAAGAGGUUCUUAACCCUAACGGUCCACAAGCGUCACCGUGACCUCAUCACAAGCUCCUACAUCCAACAUGUGUUGGAUGAAGGGAAGGCCAUUACGGUUCAGAAUAGGACGCUGAAGCUGUACACCAACAACCCUGGCAGUGAUUGGUAUGGUUACAAACGCACCAAGUGGAGCCAUGUGAACUUCGAGCACCCUUCAAGGUUUGAGACUCUCGCUAUGGAUCCAAAGAAGAAGGAAGAGAUCAUAAAUGAUCUUGUUAAGUUCCAAACGGGAAAAGAGUAUUAUGCUAAAGUUGGGAAGGCUUGGAAGAGAGGGUACUUGCUAUAUGGCCCCCCAGGAACUGGGAAGUCUAGUAUGAUAGCUGCUAUGGCUAAUUUCAUGAACUAUGAUGUGUAUGAUCUUGAACUCACUGCAGUGAAGGAGAACACUGAGUUGAAGAAGUUGUUGAUUGAGACUUCGAGUAAGUCUAUUAUAGUGAUUGAGGACAUUGAUUGCUCUCUUGAUCUUACAGGCCAAAGGAAGAAAGAAAAGAAGAAAGAUGAAGAUGAAGAUGAGGAGAAACCUAAGAAUCCUAGCAAGAAAAGUGAAGAGGAAGAGAAGAAGGCAAGUAAGGUGACUCUAUCAGGGUUGUUGAAUUUCAUUGAUGGGAUUUGGUCAGCUUGUGGAGGGGAGAGGGUCAUAAUUUUCACAACAAAUUACGUGGAGAAGCUUGAUCCUGCUUUGAUUAGGAGAGGGAGGAUGGACAAGCACAUUGAGAUGUCAUACUGUGGCUAUGAGGCUUUCAAGGUGUUGGCUAAGAACUACUUGGAUGUUGAGUCUCAUAGUUUGUUUCCCACUAUUGAGAAGUUGUUGGGGGAGACCAAUAUGGCCCCUGCUGAUGUUGCUGAGAGUCUUAUGCCUAAGUCAAUUGUUGAAGAUUCUGAGUCUUGCUUGAAGAAUCUGAUCGAGUCUAUUGAGGAGGCAAAGAAGAAGGCAGAGGAGGAAGCAAAGAAAAAGGCCAAGGAGGAUGAGGAAGUGGCAGUAACAAAAGAAGAAGAGGUUAAAGCCAAUGGAAAAUCUGCUGAAGGGGUGAAAGAGAAUGGCACCAUCCAUUAGUGUAGAUUAAGUUCAAUAGUAUUAGUGUGACAUAAUAUAGCUGUGAUAAUUGUGAUGUAUGUAUGAUGUUCAAAUAUGAUUUUUCUUUUUUCCUUCUGAUGUGAUGUAAUGUAAUAAAUGGAAUUGGAAUUAAUGACAGUUAUUAGACUUUGUUUUUAAUA
This is a messenger RNA of Cajanus cajan (pigeon pea), 1703 nucleotides long. Its product is annotated as AAA-ATPase ASD, mitochondrial. Gene Ontology annotation, molecular function: ATP hydrolysis activity; ATP binding. NCBI's taxonomy places the organism in Eukaryota, Viridiplantae, Streptophyta, Magnoliopsida, Fabales, Fabaceae. The record is from RefSeq and is a predicted model, not a curated record.